AUGCUGCUGGUUUUAUCAAAGAUAUUGGAAGUGGCCCACUGCUACGGCCUCUUGACGCAGGAUCCGGCGCACGGUACAUUUCAGUUGUAUCCCAUUACAGCUGAGUCACUUAUGGCCGAGAUUCCGGAAUCGCUUACAUUUGAACAGACUGUUGUGCUUCCACUAGCCAUCUCAACCGCCAGUGCAGGUCUCUACCGCAAAAAUUAUCUCAACCUACCCUUUCCUGAAGCAGAUAACAUCAAAUCUACAGACAAAGUACUCCUAGUCUGGGAUGAUGCAUCUUCAGUUGGUGCAUCCACUAUCCAGCUCACAGUUGCAUCAGAUCUGACUGUCUUCACUACUGCAUCUGAGGCUAAUAAAGAAUUUAUCAAGUCACUUAGCAUGCAUGCAGUCUUCGACUACAGGUCUUCCACUAUUAUAAAAUAUAUCUCACAUGCACUCAGAGAUUUAAAUUUUACAGAAGUUUAUGAUGUAAUCACUGAAGAGCCGAGUUUUGCAGCUAUCUCCGAGAUCUUUGACACGCUUGAUACAAAGAUGCCUGUUACCAGCGUGCUUCCAUACAACCGACCAACAGAGCGAUUUAUUCCCCAGUAUGUGACUGGAUCUGGAGAAAGUACUUACCUCGGGCUCUGGCAAACAGUGCUUUCCAGGCAAAGCCAGAUCCUUAUAUCAUAG
Messenger RNA from Aspergillus niger, 675 nucleotides. RefSeq lists its product as uncharacterized. The transcript is spliced from 3 exons. Lineage: Eukaryota; Fungi; Ascomycota; Eurotiomycetes; Eurotiales; Aspergillaceae. The coding region runs from base 1 to 675 and encodes 224 amino acids. Gene Ontology annotation, molecular function: oxidoreductase activity, acting on NAD(P)H. The record is from RefSeq and is a predicted model, not a curated record.